Chelonus insularis is the source of this 459-nucleotide messenger RNA. RefSeq names its product histone H3-3-like. The transcript is spliced from 2 exons. Gene Ontology annotation, molecular function: protein heterodimerization activity; structural constituent of chromatin; DNA binding. The record is from RefSeq and is a predicted model, not a curated record. Gene Ontology annotation, cellular component: nucleosome. NCBI's taxonomy places the organism in Eukaryota, Metazoa, Arthropoda, Insecta, Hymenoptera, Braconidae. The coding region runs from base 1 to 459 and encodes 152 amino acids.
AUGAAAACACCUUCAAAAAAAAAGUCAUCUCUAAUUAAUGAUGAAGUUUUUACGUGUCAAACGUUAUGUGAUACUAGUGAUAAUGAGAAUUCUAUAAAUAAUUGUGAUGUGUCAUCACAAGUCAUCGAUGCUACAGAUAAAGGUAAAAUUUCAUUAUUGAUUAAGAGUGCUCCUGUAACUGGAGAAGUUGAGUUAUCACAUCGCUACCGGCCUGGAACUAUCGUAUGUCGAGAAAUUCGUCGUUAUCCGAAAAGUACUGAGUUACUUAUCCGUAAAUUGCCAUUCCAACGGCUUGUUCAUAAACUCGCUCAGGACUUCAAAACGGACUCGAGAUUCCAGAGCGCAGCUGUGAUAGCUCUUCAAGAAGCCAGCGAGGCAUACCUCGUUGGUCUUUUUGAAGAUACCAACUUGUGUGAUAUGCACGCAAAACUGGUGACCAUCAUGCCCAAGGCCAUUUAA